Molecule: messenger RNA, 2495 nt
Organism: Aphanomyces invadans
Lineage: Eukaryota; Oomycota; Saprolegniomycetes; Saprolegniales; Verrucalvaceae
Exons: 2
Coding region: 922-2268 (448 amino acids)
Source: RefSeq, a predicted model, not a curated record
AUUUGAAAUUCAGCCGUGGUCGCGGCGGCAACGAUUGCCCCAUGGCGCGCACGAAGGAUGGACUGGUGUCCGGUGUGGGCGAUCAACCCCGUGAAACGUUCAUGUUUGAAGGCAUGAAGAUCAAUCGCUGCGACAUCUGCAAGAAUCCCAAGAGACACAAGGCGUGGUGUGCUGCGGAAUGGGAGACCCGCAAAAAGGCGUUCGCUGCAACGUCUUCGUCACCUGCUCCUGCUGACCCCACUUCGCCAAGAGAAGCGUCGAAAACGACGCACGAUCCACUGCGAGCUGAUCACGGCCAAACGGCACCGUCGAACACGUCUGAAAAUUCCCAAACGGUGCAAAAGCGCACCUCCUCCCAACGCACCGUCAGACCAUGUCCAUUUUGUCCGUGCAAGACGCGAAAGCAUCUCCAUCGCGACGCACGGAACUGUUUGUUUUACGCUGCGACAGCCUGGCGAAAACAACUUUGACGCAUGUGCGCGAGAGUACAGGCUGACGCUUGCAGCGAACGAGGCCCAAGAAACGCCACAAACAUCCACCACGAACAAGGAGGACGUGGGGGCUUCGCAACUACUUGCUACGAACAAAGAGGUCCAGGGAAUAACGCAACCACUUCCUACGAUCCAGGAUAUCGAUGGAACAGCACAGCCACCCUUCACGAGCAAGGACACCGUGCUGUCAAAAUGGACAAUUGACAGAUCACAACUUGUGGCACGUUCGUCUGCAGCCAAGCCGACGUCGUUUUCGUCCACGGUGUCAACAGCUCAAGAAAUUUCGCCGACACAAUCGGUCAGAUCUGUUGCGUCGUCCUCUGUUCAGGACAACACUGUGUUGUCCCGAUGGACCAUUGAUAGGUCAAGACCUGUGUCCGCACCCUCGACAGUCGUGCAUGCGAGGAAGACGACUCCGUUGUCGUCGAGGAUGUCGACACCGGAAAGCAGUACUCCAACACGAUCGACGAGACCUGUCGCGUCAGCACCUGAACAGGAAUGCCCGAUGGUCAUUCCAACUUCGAACCAAAUCGCAUCAAAACAUGUCAACGCACAUUUUACUGAAGCGAUGAGAACCAACCCAGGGACAACGGCUCUUGUGACGUCGAGACCUACGUCCACCACAUCUUCCGCGACAGCAGAGACACCCGUCAAAACCACGACGCCACGACUGGCUACGCUCGGUCAGCCCUCCACGACGGCCCUGCAAACUGCUCACCGGCUUGAAAAAAUCCGCUCCUCUUCAAAAUCGUCCUCGCUCCUGCCGUCGCCGCACACCUCCUUCACGACGUCGCUAGCAGUUGGUCCUGCUACGCCGUCGACUUCUUUGGCAGCGUCUGAGUGCACAACCAAGUCACCACCCACCACGACUGAACCACGUGCAGCCCAAGCCAAGGCAAAUCACACGGCGCGAAUGACGAAAAAUGACCCGGUGACAGCAAAAGAGCAAGCUGCAACAACAUCGACUGUAGUCGCGACAAAAACCAGUUCCACUGCAACUUUGGACGCCCGAUCAAGCACACAUGAAAGUGUUGCAGCUGCUGUUGCCUCCACGGAGACGACAACAUCUCCGCGUUCUAAACGACGAGACGUUGUGCGAACAGCUCCUGCAUCAUCGUCAUCCCGCGCUUCAGCAUCGUCGCAACCGCCCAAGACAAACGCACAACAGGCCAACAACACGUCGAUCCCAUACCCGAUCCAGCCCGGGAUGACUCCGUAUAUGUGGUAUUUGCCUGCAAUGGUUCCCGGGCAGCUCCUCCCGCCAACGCACCCUUCGUCCGUCGACAACACGAGAAAGAAUGCUCCUAGCAGUACGAGCUCUGCACGACCCAUCACCCCCCAAAAGCCCUUGUCCCCCGUUCCCGCAGAUGUCGACCCGUCCACCCGACCAACAGUUUCCGUGCCCCGUUCAGAAACGGCGGCCAAUGUGUCGAAAAAGCGACAACUUUCCGACGAAAACGCAAGUCCCCGCGCCACAUCUCCACGCGAAGACGACCAAGGCGGUCGCGUCCAACGUCGUCGACACGACGACCAACGCUUCGACCUGCUCCGGCAACUCUUGUCUGUGAUCGAACGGGAUCAAGUCCAUGCGAAAGCCCACGACGACGCCGUCGUCAAACUCCAGCUCGAGCGACUCGAGUUUGACCGCGAAUUACAACGCGAACGCAUUGCGUUCGAUAAGGCUCAAGCUACCAAAGCCGAGAAACGAUUCGAAGCCAACCAAGAGAUUAUUCACCAAUUGCUCGCGCAACUCAACGCGGUGGCAUCGUCGACAUGAGCUACCCAACAACCAAGUUACACGGUCCGAUUGACUGUGCAUUGUCGGCAGCAAGGUGCCGUUGCAAGCGGCCGCCGUGGCAGAGUCCUCAGAGUGACUUUUGCGUGUCAGCGGGAACCGAUGCGCAUGUAGCUUUUCGUGCAGCCGUCAGUACUCCAUGGCAAUACCCUCGACUAUUGUGAGCCCUGAUAACGUCCCUUCUUGUGCACCACAGGUGUCUUUUUCGU